GUUGGUAAGCGUGGCGGCUAUAAACAAGGAGGCCCGCCAUUAUUCCUGCAGCUCAGUUAACAGAAUUGUGUUUAGAACGUCAGAGUAAAAAUGUCAGUGCAUCCGCCCCCCAAGAGGAAAGAAAUCUACAAAUACUCAGCACCAUGGACUCUGUACAGCAUGAAUUGGUCUGUACGACCUGACAAAAGAUUCAGGCUGGCAGUAGGAAGUUUUGUGGAAGAGUACAACAAUAAAGUUCAAAUUGUUCAGUUGGAUGAGGACACUUCGGAAUUUGUUGUUCGUUCUACUUUUGAUCAUCCUUAUCCAACUACAAAAAUUAUGUGGAUUCCAGACAGUAAAGGUAUAUAUCCUGACCUACUGGCCACUAGUGGUGACUACUUGCGAGUAUGGCAGCAAGGAGCAGAUGGAGACACAAGAAUGGCAUGCUUGCUGAAUAAUAAUAAAAACUCAGACUUUUGUGCUCCUCUUACAUCUUUUGAUUGGAAUGAAGUAGAACCAAAUCUAAUUGGUACCUCAUCAAUUGACACUACAUGUACCAUCUGGGGACUGGAGACAGGUCAGAUGUUGGGAAGAGUCAAUGUAGUCUCUGGCCAUGUGAAAACACAGCUAAUAGCUCAUGACAAAGAAGUUUUUGACAUUGCCUUUUCAAGAGCUGGUGGUGGGAGAGACAUGUUUGCAUCUGUGGGAGCUGAUGGCUCAGUAAGAAUGUUUGACUUGCGACACUUGGAACAUUCUACUAUCAUCUAUGAAGAUCCCGCACACACACCUCUGUUACGGCUAGCUUGGAAUAAGCAAGACCCUAACUAUCUUUCAACUGUAGCCAUGGAUGCAUGUGAGGUGAUUAUUUUAGAUGUACGAGUUCCAUGUACGCCUGUUGCUAGAUUAAACAACCAUCGAGCAUGUGUAAAUGGUAUAGCAUGGGCCCCACACUCAUCUGUACACAUUUGUACUGCUGGUGAUGAUCAUCAAGCACUAAUAUGGGAUGUACAGCAGAUGCCUCGAGCAAUAGAAGACCCAAUAUUAGCCUACACUGCAGCAGAAGGAGAAAUAAACCAGAUCCAGUGGGGUGCAACACAGCCAGACUGGAUUGCAAUAUGCUACAACAAGUGUCUUGAGAUCUUGCGAGUGUGAGUGGAUGUGAGUGAGUGGUGUGUGCAGACUCUCCACUGGACCUGUUAGAAACCCCAUUGGAUUUUCAUCCUGUUGAAGAAACAACAGGAGGAGAGUAGGUGCAUGAGAAUCAAAAGUAAGCAGAGUGUAAUGUUAUUUAUACAGUUUGUACAGUAGAGUAAAAUAUUUACCUUUCUGAGAAUUACCGUAAAGUAUAACAUAUUUACACUUUGUACAUUAAUGAUAAGUUAGGAUUGAGUUUCAUUAUCAUAUCUGUAUUAUUAAACAUAGUCAUGUUUGGAACCGUGAUGGAUGGUUUUGAAUAAUAAUUCAAGAUAGUUUUAUUAUAUUUAGUUAGCCAAUUCAGUGUUUGUUAAAAGCAAGUGCAAGUUUCAGUCUUAUACCUAUAUACAUACCAGAUUAGUUCUAAAGAUUUCAAUAUAUACAUGUAACAAGCUGCUUUAUAUGUCAUCAGUUGAGGUUCAUUUCCUGAAUUAUCUCUAAAUGUUAGUGCAGUGUUUGUGAGCCAUGUGGCCUUAGCAUUUUUUGAUUAACCCUUUUAGGGUCCAGACCCAUGAUCUGAAACUUGUCCAUGGAUUCAGGUAUUUAAAAAAAAAUCUUAUUUUUUCUUAUGAAAUGGUAAAGAAUUUUUUUCUGAAGGUAAUAAAACAAAAAGUAUGAAAUUUAACUCUUUCAGGGUCGACAGGCCCUCUUCCAGACUUGUUCUCAGGGUCGACAAAUUUUCAAAAAAAAAAAAAAAAAAAUUCUUAUGAAAAGAUAGAGAAUCUUUUCCCAAUCAUAAUGACACCAAAAGUAUGAAAUUUGAUGGAAAACUUCCGGAAUUAUGCUCUCACGAAGUUAGCGGUCUCGACGAUGUUUACGCAUCGGCAAUUUUGCCCAAUUUGAUCCCUAUUUUCAGCCAAUUCCAGUGUACUAGUCGACAAAAAUCAUAACUAUUUUGCUAGAACUCCAUUUUUUCUAUCGAACGAGUACAAGAAACCACCCAUUUACCAAUUUCAACUAUCCAAUAAAGUGGUCAGAAUUUAGCAAUUUUGCCAAUUUCACACAAAUUUCAAAAGAUGCCAAUUUCCAAAUAGGGUCCAGAAUAAACAAGUAAGACAUUCCUGGCACUAAAAUAACAUUUCCUCUGUGUACUACCGCCCACAGGAUGGGUAUGGGGUGCAUAAUAAACAUAUUAAACUAACUAACUCUGUUCAUUAGUCACAUCCCCAGGCCCCUCUUACAUUCUUUUGCUUUCCACUUUGAAUUUUUAUUCUCACAAAAAAUGGAAAGAUUUACUGUUAUGCAGACUACUGCAUUAGUGUAGAAAUGGUAUAAAUAUUAUCAGCGCACUUGUGAAAGAAUAUUAGACUCGCCAAUUGACGUGUAUUGAACGCGUAGCAUGAUUUGUUUACUUUUGAACUUUGGCAAAAAUCAAAGAUUUCUGCUACUUUGAGCUCAAUUUCAAGGUACUUUUCAUUGCAAAACCAGUCAAAAUCAUCUCAAUUUCUGUAAUAUGUCUUCCAUUCUAUAAAAUGAGACCAGGAAAACUAGAAUACCACCAUAAAUACUAUAUGAAAAUACAGUGCAAAGUCGCUGUUUUAAACCAAAAACACUCAGUUUUUAUUCUCAUUACGCACUGUGCUGCAGGAUUUUUUUUUUAUACUGCGCACACUGACCACAUAGACCCAUUUUUUCAUAUGUAGUCCUACCAGCUUUCUCUCACUAUUUGAGGGCGCUAGAAUUUAGGCGUAUUCGUCAAAAACCUUAGUGUGUAAGCCGUACUAGUACGUCAAAAACCCUGAAAGGGUUAAUGGAAAAUUGAUGAAUUUAUGCUUUCGCAAAUUUUACUGUGUCAUCGAUAUUUACGCAUCGGCAAUUUUUGCCCAACUUGAGUCUCAUUAUAGGCCAGUUACAUUGUUCCAGAUGACAAAAUUCUUAUCCAUUUCGCUAGUAUACCUUCUAUUUUAUCAAUUGAGCACAAGAAACUGCCCAAUCAGCUAAUUCUGACCAAUAAAGUGAUCAGAAAUUGGUAAUUUUGCCAAUUUGACACAGAUUUCAAAAUAUUCCAAUUUCAAAAUAGUGUCCAGAAUAAACCAUGCAGGCAUUCCUGGCACUAAAAUAACAUUUCCUCUGUUCACUAGUUACGUUUCCAGGCUUUACAUAUAAAUUAUAUUUUGAUUUUUUAUUCACCAAAAAUUUGUAUUUGCACAAAAAAUAAUAUCAGCACAUUUGUUAACACAUUAAGAGUCAUUAGACCCACCAGUUGAAGUGUAUUGGAUGCGUGACAUGGGUUGUUUAUUCUUAAAAAUCAGCAAAUAUCGAACAUUUCCACUAAUUUGAGCUCAAUUUCAAACUAUUUUGAAUCCUCAAAACCCUCAAACUCAUCACUAUUUCUGUAAUAUAUCCUCCAUUCUAUUAAAUGAGACCAAGAAUACAAGCAUAAAAACCAUAUGAAAAUACACCACAGAGUUUCUGUUUUAAAUAAAAAACGUGGUCACGGAUAUUUUUUCCUCAUCAUGCACUGUGUGCUGCAAGAUUUUUUAUAUGGUGCACACUUACUGCAUUAACCCAUUCUGUCAUAUUUAGUAAAUGAUCCAACUUGGACCAUUUACUUUGUAAAUGGUCAAAGUCAGACCGAAACGUCAUCGUAAGCUCCUCUCUUCUAUGUGUGGGUUAUUUGUGUAUUGUUCCAGUCACGGUAUUGGUUUUUUUUUUUUUUUUUUUUUUUUUUUUUUUUUUUUUUUCAUAUUUAGUCCCAAAUUCACUGCUCACAGCUUAAGUGAGCUGAGCUCAUUACGUAGCACUAAAACACGGACUCUGAAAGCAUUAAUUCAGAAAUAGGGAGGGCAUAUAACAGAAGUGAAUGUUUUAAGAUAUUUGGAAGUUACCAGCAAAUGAGUCAGUGAAUAAUGAGGUGAACCAUAGAAUAGAUAGGGAAAAAAAUGUAGGUGGUGUGCUUACCUACUUGUGGUUCCCUCAGGAGAGAAGUUUAUAGAAGCAAAAAGAAAAAUGUGCUAGACUAUAAUGAUAACAACACUUGUAUAUGGUGGUGAGGCAUGUGCUUUCAAUGUUGCAUCAAGAAAGAGGCUGGAGCAAUGUUUGGUGUGAAUAUUAUGUAGAGAAUAUGGAGUGUAGAAAUUAAAUGGCAAUAUGAGGUCACCUAAGGUCAAAUUUAGAGGACUGAGGAGAGGUUAUAGAGGUGGUUUAGGCAUUUAAAUCUGGUGAAGAAAAACAUGACCACGAGGGUGUGUAGAGCUGGGGUGAAAGGAAGAAAUAGUCAUUCUAGGAAGGGAUUGAAGGAGGGGUUAGAGGAGGUUUGGAGUGCUAUGGUCUUGAGCACCAGCAGGCUUGUAUUAGAUAGCAGUGAGUGUAGAAAAGUGGUUCUCAUGGCAUGACAUGCUUUUGGAAUGUGAGCAGGAUAGCAUUUAUAAAGGGAUUCAGGUUAACAGUGAGCCAUACUCAAGUCCUGGAGGUAGGUAGUACAGUGCCUGCACUCAAGAGGAGGAUUGGGGAUGUUGCAGUUUGAAGUAAUUUGAAUAGUGAUGUCUGCCCAAUUCAGACUAUUGAAAUAAUGGCUAUAAAAAUGCAUUUGCUUUUUGGCGGGGCCACCUUACCUCAGUGCAAGAUCACCAAUGUGUCAGUAAUAAUAAUAAUGAUAAUAAUAAUCAGGGUGAGUGGAGGGGUGAGGAUGUUGCAGUUUGAAAAGUUAUCUGAACUGUGUUAUCAGCACACUUGUAGUAAGACUGCGAAUGAAUGAAAUAUGGUGACUGCAUCCUUAUUUAUAUCUGAGCCACCCAGCCUUGGUUGGAGACAGCCAUUGUUUUUAAAAAUAUUAAAAGUUAUCAAUAAGAGUAUUUAUUGCUCUAUACUAAUCAUGUUGUCAGUAACUACUACAGUACUCU
Cherax quadricarinatus is the source of this 5015-nucleotide messenger RNA. It is a transcript of the gene wap, whose product is annotated as DDB1 and CUL4 associated factor wap. Gene Ontology annotation, cellular component: nucleus. The record is from RefSeq and is a predicted model, not a curated record. Gene Ontology annotation, molecular function: protein binding. Lineage: Eukaryota; Metazoa; Arthropoda; Malacostraca; Decapoda; Parastacidae.